CUGUCAAAACUCUGUUCGCCCCCAGCAGCAAUUGCGCAUAUGUCCUUUGUCUGCAGCUUCCGUCAUUACCUGCUUUUACACUAUCGGUGACCAAGACGUCAGGUUGCCAGGCGGCACCUCCGUCCCAGUUUCAUGUCAGAUGUGGCUGUUUUCCCCAACCCCUUACUUCUGAGAGACGAGGCUUUGACCCGUUCUGCCUCUCUACGGGAGGGUCUCACCGAGCAAUGGCCGGGUGCUGGCCACACCCAGGAAUGUUUGCAGGACCGUGCUGCUGCCAAUGCUCAGAGACUGCGGCUGGGCGCCAGCUCGCCCCUGAAAAAUGUUUACAUUAUUGUGUAGCAGCAGCGUUUCAGGGAUCAUGGAAAACCACAACAGGCAGCUGGCACCAGGCUUCACCCUUAAGGAACUUGUUCCAGCCCCAGUGAAUGUGGUGGUUCUCUGGGGUCUGCUGGGAUCGGGUGGCCGCUCAGCCUCUACCAGAUGUCCUCCCAGCAGGGGAACUGCCUCUCCCCGUGUGGCGGGAAGACCCCCUGGACUUGACUCUGCUCCUGAGGAUUCGCCCUUCUCACCGCCAGGGCUUCCAGCAGAAGAUGCGAAGGGAAUCUCACCCUUGAUGAUACUAAUGGUGAUAAUUUACCUGAUAUUUCUGUUCUGGGAAAACGAGCAGAAUGAGGAAGGAGAGGCGUACACCAUAGAGCAGCUGCAUGUGGACUACCCGCAGAGUGACGUUCCUGUAAGGUACUGCAACCACAUGGUCUUACAAAGAGUCAUCAGGGGACCUGACAAUACCUGCAAAAUGGACCAUGUUUUCAUCCACGAGAGGCCUCGAAAUAUCAACAGUGUUUGCACCUCUCCCAAGAUGAUGACUUGUCAGAACCAUUCUGCCACUUUAUGUUUCCAGAGUUUGACAAAGUUCAAAAUGACAGUCUGUCAGCUCAUUGAAGGCACCAGAUACCCUGCCUGCAGGUACCACACUUCCUCCAUGGAUGGGUUUAUUGUUGUCACUUGUGAUAACAUGGGGCCAGUUACUUUCCAGAGAUACAUUAAAUAAGUUGAGUCUACACUGCCUGAGUCUGAGGGGUACUGGCACUCUCCUCUCUUGCAGACUUCUGUAUGGGAUACCGGUAUUGGUUCCUCUCUCAGGGGUACUGGUACUGGUACCCUACCCAGCCCGCUUUGUGCGAAUUGGGUAGCUACUACCAAUUCACCUGUCCUUCUGCUCUGGCUAAGCUGGAAUCAUUUCAU
Molecule: messenger RNA, 1245 nt
Organism: Hyaena hyaena (striped hyena)
Lineage: Eukaryota; Metazoa; Chordata; Mammalia; Carnivora; Hyaenidae
Gene: RNASE12
Product: ribonuclease A family member 12 (inactive)
Exons: 2
Coding region: 320-1051 (243 amino acids)
Molecular function (GO): nucleic acid binding
Source: RefSeq, a predicted model, not a curated record